Messenger RNA from Trichomonas vaginalis G3, 705 nucleotides. RefSeq names its product protein of unknown function, DUF4106 family. The record is from RefSeq and is a predicted model, not a curated record. The transcript has a single exon. Lineage: Eukaryota; Parabasalia; Trichomonadida; Trichomonadidae. Gene Ontology annotation, molecular function: hydrolase activity; ATP binding; DNA binding. The annotation marks the transcript as partial.
AUGUUAGAAAAAAAGUUUGCUGACAUUGACAAGAAAUUUGAGAAUGUUUUAAACAAGAACAAGAGGAAGUUGGAAAAUGCUCAGAUAAAACCCAUACAUGAAAAGUUCUUAUUUGCUCAGAAUGGUAUAACAGGUCUAAUCGCACCACCUGGGUCGGGUAAGACUUUCACUUAUCUUAAAAUGGCUGCACAACAACAAGAACUAGAUGAGAAGAACCCAUUCUAUGAGUUAGUUGUUAUUUGUAGUACUUCUGGUCAAUUUGACCAAACCGUCAAUUCGUUCAAAGAUAUUAUAAAGAAGUCUAAGUUAGUAUGUAUAAAAGACUCUGAGUUGUUAGAUUGGAUAAAGAAGUACCAAAGAAGAGUUUUGAAGUACAAUGCUAUAAAUGAGUAUGUCAAUUCGAAGUUUAAAGACCCAAAUGAGGAAAUGCAGAGAAUAUUAGAGAAGAAACACUUCAGAAACAAACAGAAAGAGAUAGAAUACAUUUCGAAGAAAUUGCAAUCUUACGAUUGGAAGACUUACCCUCAUAGAUGUCUUCUUAUCUUAGAUGACUUUGCUUCUCAUCCUUUGUUAAAGAAUAGAGAACAAGACAUGUGUCGAAUUCUUAAGAAGCUCAGACACUUUAACAUCUCAGUUGUCAUUUGUGUACAGACAGCAAAGAGUUUAAGUAAGGAUGUAAAGAGAAUACUUACUGAUAUCAUACUU